Messenger RNA from Acinonyx jubatus (cheetah), 8479 nucleotides. RefSeq lists its product as uncharacterized. Lineage: Eukaryota; Metazoa; Chordata; Mammalia; Carnivora; Felidae. The record is from RefSeq and is a predicted model, not a curated record. The transcript has 14 exons. The coding region runs from base 2575 to 4212 and encodes 545 amino acids.
UCAUUUUUGAGAGAGAGACAGAACGUGAGCAGGGGAGGGGCAGAAAGAGAGGAAGAUACAGAACUCAAAGGCUCCAGCCUCUGCACUGUCAGCACAGAGCCCGCUAUGGGGCUCAAACUCAGAAACCAUGAGAUCAUGACCUGAGCUGAAGAUGGACCUUAACCAGCUGAGCCACCCAGGCACCUCAGGAGUAUAGCGGGUCUUUGUCUCCAGUUGCAGGAGAAGAGCUCCAAAAACCUUUGGAAUUUUUUGAAGGAUAAGAAUCUCUCUGUCAUGCUAAUGAGGUGACUUCUGGCUGGAUUCCUAGAUAGCUUCAGGGUGGAGGAAACUGCGCACCAGAAAAUUCAGCCAUGUAAUUGGCUGGAGUUGAGUUCAGUCAUAUAGCCUAUGAUUUAAUCAAACAUGCCUACACAAUGAAAUCUCAAUUAAAAAACCCAAACCAAACCAAACCAAAACAAAACAAACCCUCUGAACAGUGAGGCUCAGGGAACUUCCUGGUUGGUGAACACACUGAUGUGCUGGGAGGGUGGCACACCCUGACUCCACAGGGUCAGGAGCUCCUUUGCUCAGAACUCUUCCAGACCUUGCCCUAUGUACCUCUUCAUCUGAUUGUUCAUGUGUAUCUUUUAUAAUAAAAAGGUAAUCAUAAGUAGAGCACUUUCUUGAGUUCUGUGAGCAUUCUAGUGAAUUACUGAGCCUGAAGGGUGGUCAGUCAUCAGAACCCCAAAUCUGGGGCACCUAGGUGGCUCAGUCAGUUAAGUGUCCAAUGCUUGAUUUCAGCUCAGGGCAUGAUCUUACGGUUCUUGAUGAGGACCUUGUAUUUUAACUUGUGGGAGCUGCUGCUAAUUCCAGGUAGUUAGUGUCAAAAUUGGAUUGAAAUAUAGGACCCCAGCUGGUGUCAGAAAAUUUGUUGCAGAUACAAUAAGGAUAAUGCCUUCCUUAGUUCUAUAAGUCAUUCCAGCAAAGAAUGGAACCUGCAGGAAGAGUGGGAACACCUGAAAAUGUAGCUAACUUGUCAGAGGGAAGAAGGACUGGGGACCCCAAGCUUAUGACUAGUGUCUGUAGUAAAGGCAAUCUUAUAGAAAUUGUGCUCUUAGUUGUGAAGUUUGGGCAAACUCUGCAUAUUUGCUGACAGAAGUAAUUUCAUCUCUGUGUGGAACAUCAUUCAGUCAUAGGAAGGUUAGUACCGAUGCAUGCUACAGCAUGGAUGAACCUUGAAAACAUUACACUAAGUGAAAGAAGUCAGUCACUAAAAGAACACACACAGUGUGAUUCCAUUUUUUUAUUUUAACAUUUUUUAAGAUUUUAUUUUUUUAAUGUUUAUUUUGAGAGACAGAGAGAAAGCAUGAGUGCAUGUGCGAGCGGGGGUGGGGGGGACAAAGAGAGGGAGAGAGAGGAUCCCAAGCAGGCUCCUCACUGUGGGCAUAGAGCCCACCGCGGAACUCAAACCCACGAAUCCGAUUUUGGCUCAGGUCAUGAUUUCACAGUUGGUGAGUUUGAGCCCAUGUCGGGCUCUGUGCUGACAGCUCAGAGCCUGGAACCUCCUUCAGAUUUUGUGUCUCCCUCUCUCUCUGUCCCUCCCCUGCUCACACUCUGUCUCCCUCUCUCAGAAAUAAAUAAACAUUAAAAUGGGGUGUGGUGAUAGUUACACAUUAUCUGCAAACAUACUAAGGUAUGUUUGAAAUAAACACUUUAAAUGGGUGAAUUGUAUGGUAUAUGAACUAUAUCUUAACAAAGCUGUCAUUUAAAAAAAGGUAGUUAUCUUAUAAAUAUAUGCUGAAAAAGCUAUAGAUGAAAUAGACGGUGUCUAGGAUUUGCUUCAAAAGAAUCCAUAGGGGAUGGGAAGGGGAAAGGAAGAAAUAAGACUGGUCAUAAGCUGGUAAUUGCUGAAGCUGGGUGCUUGGAGUCUCAUCAUACUUUCUCUCUGCAGGUUUAUGUGUUUGACCCUUUUCAAAAGAGGGGAAAAAAAAAAAAAGAAGAAUCCCAUGCAACAUUCUGAUUCACUCAGAAAAGAGGGGACUAUCACCUCCUUUGAUGAGUUGUUAUUUAGAGGCCCUACCCAGAGCCUGCAGAUCAGGGAGAUGAAUUAUUGAGGGGAAUCUGAGAGGCAUAGAAGCCAUGGAGUGUGGAGAGGUAGCAAGCGCAGAGGCUGGUUUGGGCCAGGGCAGCUCAGUGCCCCCAGCCCUCAUGGACAACCCCCAGGCCAGGCUGACUGUGGUGGUAGAAGUUGAGAGUGGAAGAGAAUCAGGUGAGAAGAAGGCCUUACACAUUCACUCUUGGAAGUAACGCAGCCUGGGGGAGCCUCCUGGGAGAGGGGAAGCCAAGGCCAUUUUACAGCCUUAGCUGCUGCAGAUGCUUUUUGAGGACGCUCCGCCUCUCAGGGGGUCUGAUCCUGUGCUCAGUACUCUAGGUUAGGAAACUGAGGCCAAAGUUGAGGGCAGGACUUAGGCACGGGAGUUAAUAUACAGUCCAUCCUUCUCAGGCCCUGAGGACACAUGUUGCCCCACACUGCUUCUGGAGGGGCCCCAGAGCAUCUGCCUACUUCAGCCGGAGACUCUAGACACUCAGGUAGAAAUGGGACGGGGUGCGGGUGAGGCCCUGGAAGAUGGGAGUGACAAUGCUGAGCCCAGUCUUCCCCUGCAGGAACAAUGCAUCACCUUUGACAGAGUCCUGGGCUCUGAUGCUGCUCAGGAGGCUGAGCAGGAGCUGCUAGCACGAGUCCAGUCCACACUAGGCUUGGUGGCCCGAGGGUACAGUGUGUCCCUACUGCUUCGGGGUCGGGAAACAGAGACACCUCGGCUUGUACCUCAGCUGUUGCAGAUGCUGUUUGAGGAAACUCUGCCCCACAGGGGCGCUGUUCCUGGGGUUAGCACCCUUAGCCUGGUGCAGCUCAGCCCCAGUGGAAGGACUCAGGACCUGCUCUCUCCAGGGAGAGAGAACCUAUCGGUGUUAGACGUGUCCCCUUUGGGCUUGGUGGUAGAAAAUGCCAGUGAGGUGGAGGUGUCCGACUCAAGAGCUGCCUCAGACCUGUACUUACAAGCUGCAGGGGAUGAAGGCAGGGCCUGCUCUCUGCUCACUGUCACCAUGUCCUGCCUAGGGCCUGACCCUCCCGAGGGGCCUGGGACCUGGGGUAUGUGGCGAGGGGCCUUGAGGAUCCUGCAGCUCCCCAGAGACCUAGAUUGCCCCCUGCUGCAGGUGUUGGCUGGUAAGGUUAUUGGUGAGGAGGUAGAGGGCUCUCUGCCCUGGAUCGUGUCAUGGCUCCUGGAAGGAAACAACUACACUGGUCUUCUUCUUCGCCUGGACCCUCAAGGUGGCUCCCUGAGCUUACUCAGAGCUGCUCUGUUGGGGGCCUCGGGAAGGAGGAUGCAGGUGAAACAGGUGAGGCCCACCCAGUGGGAUGCAGUAGAAGAGGCACGUGCCCGCCGGGCAAACCUGAAGAGCCUGCGUUCAGGCCUCCUUGGGGACACCCUCACAGAAAGUGGGCUCAGCCAGCUGGGCAGGGCACUGCGAGAGUUGCGGGUGGUAAAAGCCUGGAGCCAGUGCCCAGGAAGCCAGAUGCUCAAAGGGGUCAAAGCUGAGGCUGUGGGGCUCCCAGAACUACAGCUGGUGAUAGAUUCAACAGCAAGCCACAGCCCAGGCUUCCAGGGAGAGCCCAAAGUAGGAGUAACAGCAUCUCUAGGACCUGGGCUCCACCAAAAGCAUCCUCCUAGGGACUCUGAGGAACAGGCCUGGCACGCCCCAGAUGUGGCCCUGCAGUUCUUCUUGGCCCAGGCACAGAGGAAGAGACUUCAAGAACAGCACCAGAUAUGGAUCCAAGAGGAACUGAAGCGUUUGGAACAGGAGGAGGAAGAGGUGGAAGGUGACCAAGUCAAAGGCCUGGUGGCUGGAAAGGAGGCCUUCGAGAGGCAGAGAUGGCACCGGGAGCAGACACUAUGGAGACUCCAGCUGGAGGCCCUUCAGGCAGAGCGGGACACUGCAGAGCAGGACCUCAUGGCUCUCUAUGACGUGCACGUGCAGGCUGCCCGGGCUCGGACAUGCCAUACACUGCAGGUAUUUCGAGCCUGGCGAGAGCUGUGGGAGGAGCAGACCACGACCACAGAGCAUCACCACCGCAGCCUGCUGGCUGGUAUCCUGCAAGACAUGCUCCAACUGGCCACACAGAACCAGGAGCUUCAAGCCCAGAACCAGCAGCUUCAGCAGGAUAUAGGCUAGGCUGGGGCCAGUCGUGCUGGAUGGCUGCCCUGGGAAGAAGUCUGGUGAUCAGUAGUCUUUCAGGGGCAGCUUCUUCUCUCUUCAUUCUUCACUGUCCCAGAAGGGAGAGGGAGCUGGGAUAACUACGCUAACCUUCACUAUGGAUAAUGAACGAUACCACUAACCAGGUCUCGUUGUGUCAGUCCCUGCUAGGUACCUAAUACCCACCUCUUCAUUUUAGCCUUUUUCACUACCCUAUGUAGUAGGUGCCACUUGACCCCCAUUUCAGAGGUAAGGCAACUAAAGCUAGGAGAGGUUAAGUAACUGCCCAAGGACAAGUCCGCUAAGUCACAGAGCCAGAAUUCAAAUUCAAGCCUGUUAGAACUAUAGUUCUACACUGCACAUGUGGUGGUUCACAAACUGAAGUGUGCAGCAGAAUCACUUAGCUUAUUAAAGAAAAAAGAUUCCCAAACCCUACUCUCCCAGAUUCUUCAGUAGGUCUGCAGUGUGUGUGUGUGCGUGUGUGUGUGUGUAAGCUUACUAGGUAUGCUCCCAUGGGAGCAGGGCCUGAUGUUCCUCUGGCCAUGAGAAGAGAUGGCAGGAAGGAGUAUCAGUGAGGGAACCAGAGGAAAUAAGAAUCAAAACCAUAUUGAAUCCAUGAGUUCUCUAGCCUAAAACUUGGUUUGUCCUGCCAGGUCCAGCCAGGACCUUCUAUUCCCAAGAGUCCCUCCAAAUUCUCCAGGGCCCAGGUUUGUGCUUUAGAGAAAUUUGAAAAGUUGUGACAGAACAGUCUCCACUCCAUGGAGCCCUCAAAGGAAAUAAUGCUCCUAGCCAUAGAUAGAAGUCUUUUCUCCUAGUCUAUCAGUUACUCGAGGAUUAAGACAUUCAGGGCACUAGGGCAACAAAAUUAUGUUAGAGAGAAUCUACGCAACAGACACAGGACAAUCAUAGCCAAUUGCAGGAACCACCUGCACCCCAGAAUACUUUAUUAAGACCUUCUUGCUUACAGUUAGAAACACUGAUUGAACUACACCAAAUUUCCCUGUGCCUGGUUCCAGGUCACUCUGUGUAGAGCUUCCCUAAUCUGUGUAGAUUACUACACUCUGUGUAGAGCUGGGACAGUGCUAGGCAGGGGCAGGACUCAGAGUGAGAAAAAUGGUACCUCCUAGGAGUUGUAGAGGGGACAGUGGGCUUUGAGAGGGCCCUUGGGGUGAGCAGAGAGGUCAGGAGUGUAGCCUUAAGCCAGGGCCCAGGGGCAACAUUCCCUGAGAUGAGUCAAGCUCCAGCCCUCUCUGGGGUCUCCAGAAAAAGGCUGGGUGCGUGUGGAGAGCAGCACUGUGGAGGGAGCAGGGAGCAAUGUCCCCAGGUACCGCUGGAGCUAGGGGAGUUUGAAAGAGUAGCCUGGAUGACGGGUGUAUAAUCUGUGGCAAUUAGGCUUUCCUGCAUUACAGUGGGUGCGGAUAUCUCUUAUGGGGGAGUCAUGUACCACAGCUGGGCUGGAGUAGCCAGUACCAGGCCUGGGGGCAAUGGGUCUGCUGGGGUGACCACAGGAGGCUAGGAAAGCCAACUGUUGCCCAAACCCACUCAAAGCAACUGUAUUCAUGCAGGAUGAGGUGGAGAGCCUCCUCCACUGGGGAUGGGGUCACUUCUAAGGCCUAGGUAUUGAUGCUCUCCCAUUUCCUUAUUCUGGAAAAACUUCAGGGCAAACCCAGUCUUCAAGUUUCCUGGGGUAACCCUUCAUCCACCCACCUCCAGAGACUAACCUGGCUACUCCCACUUCCCCAGCUUUUGUCACAAGGCACUUGUUACAGGGCUGGCUGGUGAAGAAGGGUAGGGAGGCCUUGGAGGUGGCUCUGAUGGUGGCGCCCAAUCUAUAGAGUCAGGAGUCCGGGUGGAGAUGGUCAGUGACUAGCGGCUGCCAUAGUACAGACGCACAGCCAGGCCAAUGAGCAGCGUGGCCAGGAAGAAGGCAGCUGUGAGCUGCAGCCGCAGCAAGGCUGCUGAGAGCACGGCAUUGACCACCAGGGAGCAGGACACAACAAAGAGCCGUGUGAUGCUGCUGCCAUGCUUCAUGACAGCUGACAUGAGCAGUCCAUUUAGUGCCUGGCUCAGUACCACAAGCGCUGCCCAACCAGAGAAACCCUCCAGGAGGCCUGGGCCAGGGCCACCACCUGCGUGCAGACCUAGGUUCAGGAGCACACCAAAAGUGUAGAGGAAGAGGUUCUGAAGUGCUAGGGGCAGCCGCUGUCGCUUCAUGAGCAGCUCUGUGUACACGGACGACAGGCCCGAGAUGAGGCAGUACAAGAUGAGAAGCAGCAGUCCCAGUGGAGUGAUAUGCAGGGACAUGCGGCCAGCAGCAGCUGCUGGAGGGGGCCCAGGAAGGGUGCUUCCAGGGUCUUGGAGGCCACCAGCUGCAUAGCAGGCCCCUGCUGCCAUCAGCAGCAGCAGUGCCAAGCCCUGGCGUGCAGAGAGGCGGUGCCGGAGACAGAGGCAGUAGAACAGGGCCGUGCUUCCAAUCUUGAGAUUGCUCAGCACCUGAUAGGUGCUGGGGUCCAUGUAACGUUGAAGAUAGAUCACCAGGUUGUUGUUAGCGCCAUAGAGAAGGGCUGAUAGCGCAAAGGGGGCAGCCUGGCGCCAUGGAGGAGCCCCUUGGGGCCAUGCUUGCCAGCCCACCAAGAGGGAGAAGGCGCACAACAGUAGCUUGGUCAGCUCAGUCAGCAGCACAGCUGAGGAGGGCCGGAAGGGCACUCUGCCGUUCACAUGGCACAGUGCCAGUAAUGGGGCAUGGGCACCAUACAUGGCAGUGGACAGGAGUAGCAUCAGGGUCCAGCGGGCCUGCCUGGGACGGCCCAGGCCUGGCAUACCCCCGUCCUCUACACUCAUGCCCAACCCAGACCCUGGGUGGCCUGUGUAGCUAGCCAGGGGACAGCGGGAAUUAUAACAAGUUUGGGAAAAAUCAGAAUGGAGCCGGCUCGCAGGAGGGAAGAGCCGUGGUACAUUGCUAGAGAGAAUACUGAAAAUCAGAGUCAGCUGCAAACUCCAGAGUCAGGGCUGGAAUAGGAAGGGGCCGGUGGCCCUAAAAGCCACAGUCUUGGGGCCAGUCUCAUGGGGUUAAGGAGGGGCGUCCAGAUUAUUGGCUGAUAAGCCACUGUUCACCUUUUGCAAGGAGAGCAAGGAUGAAGACUGUGGAAAAGUUGAAGACAGCAAAAGGGUGAUAGCUGGGGAAGCCAGAUAUGGUGUCUGUGGUUGAAAGGCCUCUACCUGCAGGCCCAAGAUGCUCAUCCUUCCUCCCCCAUGGGAUCCAGAGCUAGUCGGGCCCCUUGCGCAAUGACCGAAGAUAGUCCCUCAACGUCUUCUCCACAUUGGGCACAGCAUAUGCCUGAGCUGCGUAGAUGCCAGUGCAGGUACCCACAGCAAAGCCCAAUACUGCUGAUGCCCUCAGUUUGGCCACCACAUAGCCGGCUAAGAAGCCCUUGAGGAAUGGGGAGGACAAGAGCGAGCCAUCCUGUGGAGAAAAAUGAAGGAAACUCAGCCAGGAUCUCCAUUCUCUACCCAAGAGCUACUGGCCUUAGAUCAUCCCACGACCUCUGCCUUACUCUGGAAAGCUGCAGUAUUCUCUCCAAAGAUUUUCUCAAGAUUCUGGAGGCAGAAAAAGAACCUAGAAGUCCUGAUCACACAAUCUCAGAAUGCUGGGGUUAGAAGGCUCCAACCACAGAACCCUACCACCACAAAGCUACAGAGGUGUCCCUGAGGAAUCUGACCCCUGCCUGCUUCUCCAACCUCACUUCCUAGCAUGCUCCCCCAUUACUGGAGCCAAAUUAAACUACUUUCAUCCCCCCUGUUCAUCAUGCUACUUCCCACCAUAAGAGCUUUGUAUAUGUUGUUCCAUCUGCCUGAAAUGAUCUCUCCUCCCCUCUUUACCUAGUUACCUUCUAUUUAAGAUACCAGUUCAAAUAUCAUUUUCUUACAGAAACUUUCCUUGGGGUCACAGAAAACAGGCCAUCAAUAACCAUUUGCUGAGUAAGUCUCUAUCACCCAUUCAAAAGCAUAUUGGGCAAUGAAGCCCAAGGCCAGGGGGGAAGAGGGGGAAGGAGUGGUGGGCAGGUGCAGCUUUACCUGGCCCACACCACUGUUGACUUCGUCUUCCACACGCUGCUGCAGGCGUUCCAACUGGUUCUUGAGAAAUGCCAGGUCCUUAAGCUUAGGCAGAGAAUCCUAGAACAAGAAAGAAUCCAACAAGUUAACCCAGCCCAAUUCUCUGCUGAGGUCUGUCAGAGGCUGGGUGUUU